GCCCAAGCACGAUUCCUGCUUCCUCAUUGGACAUCGUGAGCCGGGGACUCCGCCCCAAAGCGUUGUUGAGGGGUGGGGGAAAACGUGCGUCAGAUGCGAGAAGAAUCUUCGUUUCUGUUGGUCAACGCCAGGAAACCCCGCCUUCGGAGUAUUUUUAACCAAUAGAAGUGCAGCAUUUUCAAUUUAAACUCUCUAUAAAAUUCGGUUUUGGUAACGCUUAGAGUGGCGCCAGAGUUUUGAGCUGUGCUGCAGAAAGUGGAGUACGAGUCCUCACUGUGGUCGCCUGAUGCAGCUCUCCAGGGCCGUGCCCUCCCUUGAGGAGCUGGACUCCUUCAAGUACAGCGACCUUCAGAUCCUAGCCAAGAAUCUGGGCCUCCGGGCUAACCUGAGGGCAGACAAGUUGUUAAAAGCCUUGAAAGCCCACCUUAAACAUGAGGCAAAAAAAGAAAAUGAGAAUCAGGACGUGACAGAUGAAUGUCUUUCUUUCCACGAUGGAAGUCAGACCUCUGCAUCAUCCUGUGAGGAGGCUGAGCUUCAGAGCCAUGGCCAGGAACAAACUGAGAGGGAGCCGCGUGGUCAUGGCACCAAAACCAGGAGAAGGUGCAGGACAGUCCUCAGGAACCCUGACACCCAGGAUCAUUCAGAGAUAAAAGUAAGUGAUCACACUGAAUUCCAGAAUCAAGAGAAGCAGGAACACCAGGAUCUCAGAACAGUUGCAGAAGUGUCUUCACCACCAGAUGAGAGCCAAGGAGAGGAGAAUGCCGUUUCCUCGGGAAAAAGAAGAAAUGGUAAUGAAGAUUCGAAGGUACCUUCAGAAGGAAAGAAGUCUCUCUACACAGAUGGGUUUUCCAAACCUGGAAAAAGCAAAAGAACUAUAAGCACAACUCCAAACUUUAAGAAGCUUCAUGAGGCUCGUUUUAAGGAAAUGGAGUCCAUCGAUCAAUAUAUUGAGAGAAAAAAGAAAAAUUUUGAAGAACGCAAUGCAUUUCAUGAACUGAAGAAGCAGCCGGCCACCAAGGGCGCAGUGGUGACUCCAGUUCCUCUCCGGGGAAGGCUCCCCUUGGCUUGCACUCCCACCAGCCAGCGCCGCUCGCAGGGCCAGCCACUGGGUGCUGCGGGCAGGAGCACCUUGUGUGGGAAGGGCUCUGCCAAGCGUUCUGUGCUCUCGGCAACUAAAAUGAACGUCAGGUUUUCAGCUGCUACCAAAGAUAAUGAGCAUAAGCGUUCACUGACCAAGACUCCAGCCAGAAAGUCUCCACAUGUGACCAUAUCUGGGAGUACCCCGAAAGGCCAGGCUGUGCUCGGGAUAUACAAGAUAAAGACCACAACUGGGAAUUCUGCUUCUGUCGUUACACCAUUCAAGCUGACAACUCAGGCAGCACAGACUCCAGUCUCCAGCAAGAAGCCAGUGUUUGAUCUCAAAGCAAGUCUGUCUCGUCCCCUCAACUAUGAGCCACACAAAGGCAAACUGAAACCAUGGGGUCAAUCUAAAGAAAAUAAUUCUCUGAAGGAACAUGUAAACAGAGUUAGUUUCCACAAGAAAACUUACAAACAACCUCCUCUCCAGACUAGGGAGGAACAACGGAAACAACAUGAGCAAAGACGAAAGGAGAAGAAAGCAAAGGUUUUAAGAGCUCGGAGAGGCCUCAUUAUGGCUGAAGAUUAAUUUUUUAACAUCCUGUAAAGAGUAUUUUAUUCUGAACCCUUUCUUUAGUGUAAAUAUUUUUUUCUACUGUCUUCCCCACUUUAGUCAAAAGAUUCUUCUGCUUUGUUCACUAUCUAUGUAGUGUUGGUGGUUUUCUUCACAUGCCACAUCCCUGAAAGAUGUUACUAACCUUAAAGCUCACAGAUUCUUUCAAAUGAUUUUUACCUAUCUCUGUACAAUUCAGUUUUGCAUUGAUUCAUCCUAUAGAUUCUUGACCUAGAUUUUUAACGUCAAGUUCCCUCUGCUGACAGAACUAGAAUCCUCUUCUAGACAGAAGCAUUUACCUGAUGGGAGGUAGUUCUCCCACAAACUUCAGUAGAACUUGGACCACUAACAAGCUGAGAAAGCCACCUCUUCCUCCUCUGGAAAAUCAAGUAGUCUUAAUGAAACAAGGAACCAAAUGGGUUAGUGAUGGCAUAUUCUACUUUGAGAAGUGUUUUGUUAUCUAUGCAUGUUUGUUCAGAUCACUUGUAACUGCUGUCAAUCAAUAUAUUCUUAAAAACUCUAAAGUUCAUUCUAGCCUGACUUAUUUAAAAAUAAACAGGGCUAUGGGACGCCUGAGUGGCUCAGUGGGUUAAGCCUCUGCCUUCGGAUCAGGUCAUGAUCUCAGGGUCCUGGGAUCAAGUCCCGCAUCAGGCUCUCUGCUCAGAAGCAGGGAGCCUGCUUUCCCCUCUGUCGCUCUGCCUGCCUCUCUGCCUACUUGUCAUCCCUCUCUCUCUCUCUGUCAAAAAAAUAAAUAAAUAAAUAAACAGGGCUAUACUGAAA
Molecule: messenger RNA, 2470 nt
Organism: Mustela lutreola (European mink)
Lineage: Eukaryota; Metazoa; Chordata; Mammalia; Carnivora; Mustelidae
Gene: NUSAP1
Product: nucleolar and spindle associated protein 1
Exons: 11
Coding region: 287-1666 (459 amino acids)
Biological process (GO): establishment of mitotic spindle localization; mitotic cytokinesis; mitotic chromosome condensation
Cellular component (GO): mitotic spindle; nucleolus; microtubule
Molecular function (GO): microtubule binding
Source: RefSeq, a predicted model, not a curated record